CUCUUCUGAUAGGUAGGUGUCAUAGCGCCGCCGGGCGCCUAGAUAAUGGUUUUGGAAGAUGGCGGCUUCUGGCAGUCUGUUCUCCGACUUGCGGGAUAUUAAGAAGCAGCUGCUCAGUGUGAGCUGGCUGUGCAGGGAGAGGGGUCUGAUGCACAGCGUGAAAUGGUGAGCGGGGCUGGGGGCAGCAUAGGGAGAAAUAACAGCAUCACAAUAAUAGAUCAACCCACCCUGAGUGUUAUACACAGUAAUAAUAGAUCUACCCACCCUGAGUGUUAUACACAGUAAUGAUAGAUCUACCCACCCUGAGUGUUAUACACAGUAAUAAUAGAUCUACCUACCCUGAGUGUUAUACACAGUAAUAAUAGAUCUACCCACCCUGAGUGUUAUACACAGUAAUGAUAGAUCUACCCACCCUGAGUGUUAUACACAGUAAUGAUAGAUCUACCCACCCUGAGUGUUAUACACAGUAAUAAUAGAUCUACCCACCCUGAGUGUUAUACACAGUAAUGAUAGAUCUACCCACCCUGAGUGUUAUACACAGUAAUAAUAGAUCUACCCACCCUGAGUGUUAUACACAGUAAUAAUAGAUCUACCCACCCUGAGUGUUAUACACAGUAAUGAUAGAUCUACCCACCCUGAGUGUUAUACACAGUAAUGAUAGAUCUACCCACCCUGAGUGUUAUACACAGUAAUAAUAGAUCUACCCACCCUGAGUGUUAUACACAGUAAUGAUAGAUCUACCCACCCUGAGUGUUAUACACAGUAAUGAUAGAUCUACCCACCCUGAGUGUUAUACACAGUAAUGAUAGAUCUACCCACCCUGAGUGUUAUACACAGUAAUAAUAGAUCUACCCACCCUGAGUGUUAUACACAGUAAUAAUAGAUCUACCCACCCUGAGUGUUAUACACAGUAAUAAUAGAUCUACCCACCCUGAGUGUUAUACACAGUAAUGAUAGAUCUACCCACCCUGAGUGUUAUACACAGUAAUAAUAGAUCUACCCACCCUGAGUGUUAUACACAGUAAUAAUAGAUCUACCCACCCUGAGUGUUAUACACAGUAAUAAUAGAUCUACCCACCCUGAGUGUUAUACACAGUAAUAAUAGAUCUACCCACCUUGAGUGUUAUACACAGUAAUGAUAGAUCCACCCUGAGUGUUAUACACAGUAAUGAUAGAUCUACCCACCCUGAGUGUUAUACACAGUAAUAAUAGAUCUACCCACCUUGAGUGCUAUACACAGUAAUGAUAGAUCCACCCUGAGUGUUAUACACAGUAAUGAUAGAUCUACCCACCCUGAGUGUUACACAGUAAUGGUAGAUCCACCCUGAGUGGUACACGGUAAUGGUAGAUCCACCCUGGGUGUUGUACACUGUAAUGGUAGAUCCACCCUGGGUGUUGUACACGGUAAUGGUAGAUCCACCCUGGGUGCUAUAUAUUUGAGAAAUGGCACGGACAGGUUUUGCACCUACAGUAAUCUUAGGGUGGUAUAAUAAAAACGGAAUAUAUCCUGCAUGCAAGUUUUAAUAGAUUUAGUUGGUGAAAGCCAGGGCUAUGGAGUCAAUUUUGGGCUACUGGAGUAAGUUGGUAAAAAGAAUUUAGAAUUCAGCUAAGUGUACCAGAUAAACUGGCAUAUAAAAUGACCCCCAAAAAUGAUAUGUUAUAUAGGUUUAGGUCUAUAUUCACCAGCUAAUUUGAAUCCCAAAAUAAUGUGCAGCGUUUCAGACCAGGAUAGGCUUGUGCACUCAUAUGCUUGUGAUGUGGGCCUAGACCAGGCAACAGAAUUCAACAAAUAAUCCCAUUUUUUUUUUUUUAAUUAUAAGUCUUGUUUUACUUACUGUUUCCUAUUAUAUUGUAGGUUGUUUUAUUAUGUAGUUAGUAAGAUGGUGAGUGAUUAACCCCCUAAGGACUGAGCCAUUUGUACAAGUUGUGAUCAAAACGAAAUGUAAACAAAACCUGGAAUUUGCGCUACAAGUGGUUCAACCAUAAUUCACCUCUUUCAUAUUAAGUGCGCCCACACUUUUCGUUCAGGAGAAACUGGGCUUUCAUUUCAUAUGAAAUAUUUAUAUAUGAAACCAAAUUUAAUAUGAAAAAAAUCUUAAGUAUGAGAAAUUAAGAAAUUUUAUUUUUCAAGUUCUGUAUGACAGUUUAACUGUGAAUGUCAUAAUACUCAUGGAUUUUACUGCAAUAAAAUACACAUAUUUGUAUUCAGAAAUUUAUCACGAGUAUAACAUUAUCCACCAUGUACAGGUUUUAUGGGUUUUUCAGAAAUAAACUUUCCUUUCACCGAUAUCAGUAUCAUACAUUUUACUGCUCUAAAACACUCUUAUCUGUGUAGAGUAAUGUCUCACGAGUACAAUAGUACCCCUCAAGUACAGAUUUUAUGGUGAUUUGAAAAGUAACAGGGUCAAACAUAAGAUUUGCCAAUUUCUUUUUUGCAAAUUGCUAUGUUGCCUUUGAGAUGGUAUGGCAGCCCAGAAAUGAAAAUGAACCCCACCAUGACAUACCAUUUGAAAAAGUAGACAACCCAGGAUAUUCAAAAUGGGGUAUGUCCAGUCUUUUGUAGUAGCCACUUAGUCACAAAUACUGAAUGAUUGAAGUUAACUAACUCUUAACUAACUCAAGUGUCUAAUGGUGAUUUCCAUUUGAUUCCUAUUAGGGCAUCUGAAUUGGCUUUUUCUUUGGAAUCCAUCCCUAUCAACGAGUUGCCUCCCACCCCAGAACUCACAGAGGUAAGACAAGAGAAGGUGCAGUACUUGACAAUGUUUGCUAUCACCAGAGACGGACUUAGUAGCAUAUAAAUAAGAUUUUUAAAGAACCACUGUAGUGCCAGGAAAACAAACUCGUUUUCCUGGCACUAUAGGCUCUUUAGGUCCCCCCCACCCUCAGGGUCCCACUUCCGCUGGCCGGAAGGGGUUAAACGCUUACCUUUCUCCAGCGCCGGGCUCCGUCUGUGUUGGGGAACUCUCCUCCUCCUGCCGACGUCAGCGCCGAAUGCGUAUGUGCGGCAAGAGCCGAUCGCGCAUUCAAACCGCCCAUAGGAAAGCAUUUCUCAAUGCUUUCCUAUGGAUGUCAGCGUCUUCUCAAUGUGAUUUUCACAGUGAGAAGCGUGGAAGCGCCUCUAGCGGCUGUCAAUGAAACAGCUACUAGAGGCUGGAUUAACCCAUGGGUAAACAUAGCAGUUUCUCUGAAACUGCUAUGGUUACAGCUUCAGGGUUAACCCUAGAGGGACCUGGCACCCAGACCACUUCAUUGAGCUGAAGUGGUCUGGGUGCCCAUAGUGGUCCUUUAAGUAUCAUAUUUUGACAAGUUUAUUUAAAGAUGAGGUAAUUUUAUGUUUUUCCCCUAACUUCAUGCAUUGCUUUUUUACAGGAAGAUGUUCAGGAUCUUGAUGCUUAUACACUAGCCAAAUCUUACUUUGACUUGAAAGAAUAUGACAGAGCAGCCUACUUUUUGCGUGGUUGUAAAAGCCAAAAAGCCUACUUCUUGUACAUGUACUCCAGGUACCUGGUAAGAACACUAUCUUGUAACAAAAUGGUUUCAUCCUUUUUUUUUUAUUUUUUUAUUUUUUUUUAUUAAUUUUAUUUUUUGUUUACUGUCCUACGUUUAAAUAGACAAUUUUCUUGUUGGUCAUAAAUGGACCAAAGGGUGAUAUACGUUUAAAGUAGACUAAAUAUUUAAAGACGUUUUUCUUUUCUCCUGAAGUUCUGUUUUUUGUUUUUAUCAUUAUUAGACCGCGUUUAUUUUUAUGUGUAUUUUCUGGUUAGGAAUUGUUUGACGUUUAACUGUGUUCCGGAUUGCUUAUUCAUAUCAGUCCAAUCAGUGAUAACAGUAUGUUACAAAAUGUCCUGUAGCUGUUGCGUUCCCAUUUACUUUAGGUUUAGUGUAAUAAAGUGAAUGCAUGUUUGAAGGGGCUAAGUACCACAACUAUGGUAAACACUACAUGUUUUAAUUGUUUUCUUUUUCAGUCUGGAGAAAAGAAGAAAGAUGAUGAGACUGUGGAUAGUUUAGGUAUGUUAAGGAGACUAUAUUAACUGAAUACGUCCUCCAUAAUUAUUUUUCCCCCUAUAUAAUUCCUAAAUAAUUGUUGUUGGAAAUGUUUAAAUAAACCGAGGGUUACGCAGCCAUCCUUUUCUUUUGUCACAAUUCUGUCCCUCCUCACUGUAAAAUGGUUAACACUGAUACGGGCCUUCUAAUAUUUUCACAGAGGUUAAAUGUUACACAGGGAUCGUGGAAAUAUUAAUCCAUCUAAUAAUUUAGUGACCUGAACAGGAAUUAAAAUCCUGGCCAGAAUUGUUAGAUGUGUUUUUUUUUUUUUUUUUUCUUCCUCAUUUUCCACUUUGCCAUGCAAUAGUCACACAUAGCCUCCAGUUCACUUGAAAACAACAAUAGUGGUUGCUGUGGGCUUUUGGAAAUUGGUGCCACCAAGCGUUUCCAUUCACUGGCAUAACUGGUUAUUCUUCAUAAAUAGAAAACUGACAGUGAGACCCUUUCACUUUUUUAGUGUGAAUUACCGGAAAUGCACAGUUAUGCUAUCAUACAUGUGUGCUUGCUCAGUAAUUCUAACAUUGAUUUGAACACAACCUAAGAUUAGUUGAGAUAUUGGACAGUUCUUUUUAUAAAUGGAUGUCACUGGAGCCAAAUAAAAGGUCAAUGUUUAAUGCAAAGUUACAUUCAGAAGUCAUGCAUAAAAUGAUAGUAAGUCUACAUACAAAUCUGUAAAUCUUUAUUUAUAAUUGUACUGAUCUAUUAAGGAAUGCAGUGUAAGUUGGGUUUUCUUGUUUUGUGUGUGUGUAAUGUUCAGGUCCACUUGAGAAAGGACAGGUGAAGAAUGAAGCUCUGAGAGAGCUACGGGUGGAGCUGAGUAAGAAGCACAAAGCAAGAGAGCUGGAUGGAUUUGGCCUUUAUCUGUAAGUUAUAAAUUCACUGCUCUGUUUGCCGUAACAGUGAUUUUUGAUUUAUAGACUCUGCAUAUGUUCGCUCUUCAGGUAUGGUGUGGUUCUGCGAAAGUUGGACCUGGUCAAAGAAGCAGUGGAUGUGUUUGUGGAAUCGACACACAUCUUGCCGUUGCACUGGGGAACUUGGUUGGAGUUGUGUAAUCUGAUUACAGACAAGGAGAUGGUAAAGAAUGCUCAACCCUGCACUAGCAACUAAAUAGAUGGCGUCCAUUUAUAUAUUGUGAAUUCGCAAAAUAUUCUUGCACAUGAGCAUUAAAAAGCUUGUGCAAUGAAAAGCAUUUUCCCAUCAAACUAUUUGAGAAUAAAAAAAGCCAAACAAACAUGAGGCAGCACCCACAGACUCACUAUGCCAUAUCCAAUGCACUGAGCUGUAGUGAUUAUUGUAUAUAGUUUCACUUUAAGGUGUGGAUCUGUUAUAGUUCUGACUUGCAUGCACAAUCCUCCGUUAUUUUCUCACUGCAGUUCAAGCUAUUUAAUUGUAUGUCCCCUUUUAAUUGUCAUGUUGCGUUCAUGUGACAAAAAGCGUGUCAUUUCUAUUAUCCGAACUGCUUUGUGUCUCCCUAGCUGAAGUUCCUCUCCCUGCCAGAGUCGUGGAUAAAGGAAUUUUUCCUGGCACAUAUCUAUACAGAGUUGCAACUAAUUGAAGAAGCUUUGCAAAAGUACCAGAGCCUCAUAGAUGCUGGGUUCUCAAAGAGCACUUAUAUUAUUUCCCAAAUUGCUGUAGCUUAUCAUAACAUCAGAGGUAACGUCAGCUCUCCCUGAAUAACUUUAUACAUAUAUAUAUAUUAUUAAAGAAGGUUGAUCUUGUUUCCAUCCUAACAUUGUUUUGCUUGUGACAGAUAUUGACAAAGCCCUCUCUAUCUUCAAUGAAUUACGUAAGCAGGAUCCAUACAGGAUAGAGAACAUGGAUACAUUUUCUAAUCUGUUGUAUGUGCGGGUGAGUGUUCACAUGCUUUUUAAUGUUCUUGUAAUCACAGAGACAUCCAACUAAACCAAAUGUAAAUGUUCCAAUUAACUGUGAAGCUGUUUGUUUGAUAUUAGAUUCUUCCCGUCAUCCCCUAUAGGGCCUGAAGCCAGAGCUGAGUUUCUUGGCUCAUAACCUCUGUGAUAUCGACAAAUAUCGAGUAGAGACUUGUUGUGUUAUUGGUAAGUGGUGGCUGGUGCUGAAUGAGUAUAUGUCACUGGUUAGAAAGGAAGUCUACAUGAAGAUCUAACCUUCUUUGUGGUUUAUUACAGGGAAUUAUUACAGUCUCCGCUCACAACAUGAAAAAGCAGCAUUGUAUUUCCAAAGGGCAUUAAAACUGAACCCGCGGUAUCUCGGUGCUUGGACGCUGAUGGGUCAUGAAUACAUGGAAAUGAAGAAUACGUCUGCCGCAAUACAGGCAUACAGGUAUAAACAAACAUAUAGUAACGUUUGUUGGGUCAGGAUUUCUGUGAGUGUAGAAAUCACAAAAAAUUUUUUUGAAUCUAAUUAAAUAAAUCCUAUGUUUACGACAAAAUGUAUUGUCUUAGUGUUUCACCUCAAUAGCCAGUGUUAAUGAUAUAUUAAUUAAAUGUUUGCAUAUUAACAAUAGCUGAAUUUGAAGUCUUUAUAUUCGACUCCUCUUUGUUUAAAUUAUUUAAUACUUUAAAAAAAAAAAAAAAAACUUCAGGUUGAAGUGACUUGCAUCUGCAGGGACAACAAUGAAACACUUAACAGUUCUGUUACUCCAAAGAAAAUGAUUGAUUUGCAUGGGAUUGUUGUGCUCUCCAGGAAAAGUGCUUAACACAUUGCUUUGAAUUGAGCAGCAUAUUUGUAGUUUUAAUUAAACCAAUCACUUUCAUAUGGUUUAACCCAUGAGUGUUCAUUUUAUUUUUGUUUUGUUUUUGUGGCAUAGGCAUGCAAUAGAAGUCAACAAAAGAGAUUAUCGAGCGUGGUAUGGGUUGGGACAAACGUAUGAAAUCCUGAAGAUGCCAUUUUACUGUCUUUAUUACUACCGACGUGCCCACCAGCUUAGGUAAUAGAAUUUGUAAGAAUUUGUUAAGCAGAAAAGGGUAUAAUCAGACCCGUAAAAUAUUAACUUGUCGUGCCUUGCCUUGCAGACCUAAUGAUUCCCGAAUGCUAGUUGCUUUGGGAGAAUGCUAUGAAAAACUGAGCCAGCUUGUAGAGGCUACAAAAGUAUGUUGGUUUUUCUUUUUUAAUUAAUUUUAAUGUGAAAGUCACUGAACAUUUUAUUCAUUUCUGUAAACCUUAAGAUUCUCCUAAGAAUUGUUGAUUAACAUAUACAUUGUAAAUAAAUGUGAAACAUGCAUUGCAUAUAUUACAGCUGAGGAACGGGCGAGCUGUGAGCACGUAGGAAAUUAAACUUACCCAAAGUUUUCCAUACGGAGAGCAACAAUACAACAAUUGGGUUUCACCUUGUUUUCCUGCAUGGAUAGACAGCACUUUAUGCUUAAAACAUUUCACAAAAAAUAGGUUAGGGCCAUCACUCACUCCCAUCCCUCUUUGGUAUAAAUUCCAAAUGCACCCCAGUUUCCCUCCAUGGAACAGGUUCUAGUUAGUGUUACGUCCCAUUUUUAUUUUGUAAUGCGUACAAUGGUGGGAUUAGUUUGUCAGAUAAUGGUUUAUGAGAAGUAAUACCAGUGAGUGCUGUACCACACGCAUAAGUUAGAAAUAUAUAUUUUACUAGUUUGUAAAUCUGUCUUCUCUUGCAGUGUUACUGGAGGGCGUAUGCUGUUGGUGAUGUGGAGAAAAUGGCUUUGGUUAAAUUGGCUAAGUGAGUGAUUUUUGCUGCAAUUCCCAUUUUAUAUAGAAUUAAUAUAUUUUAAAGUAAAGUAAUUAAUGUUAUAAAAUGAGCAUGCCCCUUUGCCUCCGAUGCACUGCUUGUCCCAAUAAAUGUUUGAGGAUUUGAGGAAGUGUCACAUUCAGAAAACUCUAAGCACCAUAACAACUACAGUAUUCUUCCAUUAGCUCGCCUGUGCUAAGCCUUGCAGGGCCAACUCAUUGGCUAAGAGCAUUUAGCUCAGAGCUGCAAGCUUCUGACAGCAGUGAAGUCAUGGACUAGUGCCUUGUGCCUCUGAUAACAUGUCAAACUGUUCUAAAAUGGUUUGACCACUUACAUUAAAGGGACACCAGGGUACUAAUAUCACCACAGCCUAUACAGUGCACUAAAUCACUUGUUUUUAGUUAUUAUUUUUUUUAUAAAAGUUAAUUGGCUUGUAUUAAGGCAGGUACUUGCAUUCUAUAUUUCUUCCACUCUGGGCAUUCAGCAUAGAUCAAUUUCACACUUGUAGAUCUGACUGUUUUUUACUUUAUAAAAACUCGUUCUGGGAUUGUAGGUAUAUAAAACUAAAGUUUCAUUUAAACUUUUAAGGGGUUAAAUCUGGUUAAAUAUGAGUUAUUUCGAUGCAUUUCAUUGUUUUUAUGUUUAGGCUCCAUGAGCAAUUGAAUGAAUCUGAGCAGGCUGCUCAGUGCUACAUCAAAUACAUCCAGGACAUUUAUUCCUGUGGGGUAAGGAACUUAUCAAACCAAGAAGUCAAACUGCAUGUCUGGUUGCUUAGUGUAAUAAUCUCACUCUGUCCUGCCCUGUAGGAGACAGUGGAACAUCAGGAAUUGAGCACAGCAUUUCGAUAUCUGGCCCAGUACUAUUUCAAGUGCAAACUAUGGGACGAGGCUUCUGCUUGUGCACAGAAAUGCUUCAAUUUUAAUGAAGUAAGUGAGAUAUAAUAAUAAACCGUAUCUACUGCAUUUAAUGAUUUAGGCAUUUUGUUACGUGCCCAGCUGCUUUAGGGUAGUGGGUAGUACUUUGAAUUGCUUCUGUGCCCAGAACCGUUAUCUUUAAGCUGCAUCCAAACUGUUGCACAAAAAAUCUGUGUAUUAUGGCGCUAAAAUAUUUCAAAUUCUAAAUUCCUAAACUGUUUCACACUUAUGAACCUUACCCUCAGUGUUACACCCAAAAUAUUUUCUACAUCUAUACUAUAUUUCACGGUUUAUCAUUCGAUAUAUUAAGUAUGAUUUUAAAGGGUUAUUAUAAGUAGUGCAACCUGCUGUUUUACAAGUUUGCAACUUAUCUGGGUCCCACCUCAGGGAAUGGCCACUUGGACAUUCAUUUAUUUACUGCAGUUCAGCAGAGCGCUCUUGGCCAUUGACCGAGAUCAUUUUCAUAAAAUAUGCCAGAAUUAAUAUUAGGCAACCAGGAACUCUUGUUCCAGGCUUACUAUUGGUAGAAUUUCACCUCCAUCAGCAACAUAAAGUGUCCAAAUAUGUGCAUUGUUUUAUACUGAAACAAAACAUAGAGUUUCCUUGCACCACGAAUACUUCAGAUCACUGAAGUGGUCAAAGUGCUUGGAGUAACCAUUUAAAGGGUUACAGUAGCCAUCAUAACAACUACAACCCGCUGUAGUGAUGGUUUAAUGGCAGAAGUGCCCUGGUGCCGUCCCCCGGUAAUAGGGCAAACUGUUCUUCAGUGGCGCCGGGUAGGUUUCCGACAUCCUGUGUCAGCUGAUUGCUCUCAGUUGAUUUUGUUGGCCUCAUUUUUUUUCUAGCUCAGCAUUUGUGGCGUACCAUUCACAAUCUUUGUCAAUUCUCCUCAGUACUUUGUUUAGUAUCACCCAUUUUGUUCCUGAUGUACAUGUACAAUCCCUUACAGCCAGUCUCUCUUGUAUGGAUGGAAAAUAUUGGAGUACUAACGGAUAUCCAUCCAAUUUAUGGCAAGUUGUAUUCAAUCCAUUUGUAGAUAUAGGGUGAUCUCACUCACCAGGUUAUGUAGCAUGGCAUACAAGAUGAGCCAUGUAUGAAACAGUGAUGGUCACAAUGCUCUGGUUUCCUGCAUCUCACAAGGUUGAAUUUUAAAUUCAAGGUAAAAAUAGCCACGUUGGAAUCAUUGUCUGUCAGCUAUGUUUCCAUUUUGACUCCUUUGACCUUACAUUUGAAAUUCACUUUGACGGGGUUAUUCACUGAUGUAAAAAAUUCAGUUAUUGUUUAAAUACCUCUACUAUUGGUUUCGAAUUAAUAAUCCAUUUUACUUUUUCAGACUAGAGAAGAAGGAAAGGCCCUUUUACGUCAGAUUCUACAGCUCCGUAAUCAGAAUGAAAGUCCAUCAAAUGACCUCCCACCUGCCGUCCCCUUUUUCCUUCCACAGUCCAUUUCAGCCAGCAACACACCCACCAGAAGAGUAUCUCCACUUAAUCUUUCCUCCGUCACGCCAUAGCACUUUCUGCGCAGACAUUUUGAAUAGAGGUGCUUAUUAAAAGAACAGUGAAGUUAACUUUUUUUGAACUGCUGUUUCAAUUGAAGUGGAGAUCAUUUUUCAGUCUCUUGUAUGUGGCAAAAUUAUUCUGCCCAACAGUUCUAGGAGUGGUCAGAUUUGGUCUCGCACAGACAGAACUCCCAGGCAUCGCCUGUCUGCUUUGUACUUGUCAAUAAACUUUUUUUAUACCGUGUCAUAAGGUUUUCUACUUGCUACGUAAGACGUUUUCACUCCAUCCUUCCCAGAGUAAACACACAGGCUAAUUUUUAAUCUGCCUUCCCCAAAAAUGCAUCUGGUUCCUUUAAAGUACCCAGUAGUAGGGUGAUUGACCAGUUUUCUUCAAAUCUACUGUAGGACAAAAUUGAUCUAAGUACAGCUUGAAGGUCUGAUAAGUGGUGCAAACGGCUUCUGUAAGCAGACAGGUGCAAUAGUACUGCUACAGUAAUCAUUUGAAUAUUAUUACUGGACUUUCAAGACAAAUAAUGCAUGAAUUGAUUAAAUGAUGGAGAAAAGUAAGUGGUUGAGUGGUCUGAUAAAUGACAAUACUGCCCCCCAAAAAAACGCAACUUAAAUGAGAGCUUCGUUUUACUCACCAGAAACUCUUUUUUCCAUAGUCCAAGCAGCAGUGUAUGCAGUGUUUUAUUGAGCUAUUUUAUUAUUGGGUAGUUAUGUUUAGUGCUGCUGUACUAUAUCUACGGAUAUCAUUUUUCUUGUUAGAGGACCUUACUUAUCUCCAGGCAGCACUUUCCCGCUCAGUGUGAGAUUAUGCCAAUUUAUUUUCAUGUUUAUACAUUCUCACAGUUAAGCCCUUGGACAAUCCUAGUGGCCUGGUUUCAUAGUCUCUAUGGAUCCAGUAUUUGACUUUUUUUUUUAGAUCUGUAAAACGCCAAUUAAACAGAGCCCAGCUCUCCGAUCCCCAGUCAUGCCUUGCCCAAUCACUGUAUUUAACCCUUGUUCACCGUUAUUAAAAAAAAAAAAAAAAUAUGACAAGAUAUUUUAUUUAGUGCAAAAUAAUGGGUGUAUCUUUUUUUCUAGCAAACAAUUGAAAAGGAAUGUCUUCAAGAGGCUCAAAUGGAAUCUGAUAAAAGGAGAUUAUGGUGUCCUGGUGGAAGGUUUAGUGAUUGAAAUGAUUCUGACAAUUUUUUUAAAAUUAGAAUAUAGUCUGCAGUAUUACAUAGUGAUGAUGAACCAAUCGUUUCAAUCUGUACUUUGAAGUUUGAGCUGAGACAUUUCUUGAAAUCAGAAAGUAGAGAAUAAGUAAGGGCUGCACCCAGCCCUUACGAGCAGACCCCGGGUCGUCCGUUUGCAUGCCACUGGCCUUGCUAAACAGGAACCGUC
Molecule: messenger RNA, 11521 nt
Organism: Pelobates cultripes (western spadefoot toad)
Lineage: Eukaryota; Metazoa; Chordata; Amphibia; Anura; Pelobatidae
Source: the annotation of a GenBank genome assembly